Molecule: messenger RNA, 760 nt
Organism: Papaver somniferum (opium poppy)
Lineage: Eukaryota; Viridiplantae; Streptophyta; Magnoliopsida; Ranunculales; Papaveraceae
Exons: 5
Coding region: 95-631 (178 amino acids)
Source: RefSeq, a predicted model, not a curated record
GAAGACCUACCUUUUCGAAAUUCUUUUCAGUAGUCCUUGUUUCUGCCCAAGGAAGCAACUCCCGAAACCCUACCCAAACCUCUCUGAAUCUGCAAUGGUGGAAAGGGAUUCCGACGACUCUGAUGCUCCUGAGGAAGUCUCAGUCCAACAGGGUUUAAAACAAGUUGAGGAGCUCCAGAAAGCUGAGAGAGAAAGCAAGACCAGGAUUGCUCAAGAAGGUAAAGAGCGGAGAAGACGCUGGGCUCAGAGAAAAACACCUCGAAAAUCGAAAGAUGACGGAGCUGUCAAUGAACUGACAGAAACUGAACUAGAACAGGAGGACGGGCAUAACCUUGGAACACUUCCAACUGACAUUGUUAAACUGCUUGUUGAUCGUGAGAAUCAAGUCUUUUUAUCAGAUUCUGAGGAAGAGAAAAACAAUGAAAACAGUAAGCGAAGAAAGAGAAAGGCGAAAACCUUCGGGCCUAAUAUGGUGAUUUUGAAGGAUAUAUCCUCAGCUCAGUGCUUGCAGAACUCCUUGGAUUUUCUUAAGAAGAGAAAAAUGCAGGUUAAAAGGUCAUCUUCGGUUUUGAAAAACUCCAGUCAGGCAUUACGCCUCAUCUCAACGAGCGGUUUGUUAAAUAAGGAAUAAGAUGUUUGAUCUAGAUGUAUGGGUUUUCGUCUUAUAAUUACAGUCUUGAUCUGCUUUUGCUGCUGUGCUAGUAAAAGGCGAAAUAGUGUAAUGAAUUUUAAUAUUCCUAAUUUAUAUUCUGUUUGCAUA